GCCUACAAACUGAUGAUGGAGACGGGGAGCAGCGGCCUCGCAAUGCAGCCCAUCCGGAGGCGGAAAUAAGGCGGAUUCAACCGAAGACAAACACUGGACGGACGGAAAGAGUAGUGGACAACUUUCAGAUGGGGACAAGGCCGAUCAUCUCCACUCCUGGCCCGGGAAGCGAUGCCUCUCCGCGGUCACUCGCCAGGGAGCGGCGGGCUGUGUCGCUCCGGUCCGGGGCUUCCCUAGUUUGGCAGAGCGCCUGUGAUUGGAGCGCCGUGGAGGUAAUUUAGGGUAAAUGUUUCCUAAGCCAUAAUUUUAAAAAGAGAAAAACACACAUAAUGGAGCUGAAUCCUGAGGAAAUCGUCCACCUUUCACAGGGUGGAGCUGCGGGUUAAUAAAUGAUGAGGCAUUCCGCUAAUUGAGGCUGUAGAUGUUCAUGUCCGACAGGAACUCCAGCAGUCCGAUGUUGUGCCUCAACAAUGGCACAGGUGCUUAUUUACCGGCUGGAGAUGCUGACGGCCGCGUUCAGCCCCGGCUGUAGCACCAAAUACCCCGACAGUUGGCUGUUUAUGCGAUCCGACGCGCCUCUGCUGCCAGUGGGCUGAUUCGGUUCUCAUCGGGUUCUAGAGAACUGCGGGGCCUUUGUGUUUCUGUGAAAUAUGCCCGGGCCUCGUCCAGAACAAAGUGAUGGAGAGCAGAUGUUGUGAGCGCACAGCGGGGAAACCUUUCUGCAAUUAAGGCGCAGCAGCAGGGAGAGCCAUCAUGUCCAAAGUGGUCAGCAGCAAGGAGAAGAAAUCCUUCAGCAAGAAGCUGUUCCGGAGGAGCUCGGUCCGAUCCGUGGGGAGCUUCAUGAACAGAGUCCUCCGGACCCUGUCCACUCUCUCCCACUUCGGAACCGACGAGCAGGCCGCCGACGACGAGAAGGACGAGGCGGCUUUGAUACCGAGCACCACCGGAGGCUCCGUCCAGUCCGACGACAGCGACUGCGGGGGUUUCCCCUUCGGGGACAAGGUGCCCGGUGUCGCCGGGCUCAAGAACCACGGCAACACCUGCUUCAUGAACGCCAUCCUGCAGUGCCUGAGCAACACGGAGCUGUUCGCGGAGUACCUGGCUCUGAAGCAGUUCCGGGGGGGAGAGGCGAGCAGCGGCAGCAGCGAGAAGGCGAAGCCCAACGGGGCGCCGCUGGUCCAGAAGAAGGGGAGCAGCCAGCCGCAGGAGGCGGGAGAGGUGACGGAACAGCUGUCCGGGCUGGUCCGGGCUCUCUGGACCUUCGAGUACACACCGCAGCACAGCAGGGACUUCAAGAACGUCGUGUCGAAGAGCGCCCUGCAGUUCAGAGGGAACUCCCAACACGACGCCCAGGAGUUCCUCCUCUGGCUGCUCGACAGAGUCCAUGAAGACCUCAACCAGAUCAUCCACCCGGACAGCAGACCCCCCAGCAAGCCUCCAGUAGAGGAAGAAGCGGUUCCUGAAGGAUCUCCGCUGCCAGCGCCUGGAUCUUUUGUUCAGGAACUGUUUCAGGCUCAAUACAGGUCUUCCCUGACUUGUCCUCACUGCCAGAAACAGAGCAACACGUUCGAUCCUUUCCUCUGCAUCUCACUGCCAAUCCCAGUACCUCACACCCGGCCUCUGUACGUGACGGUGGUGUACCAAGGGAAGUGUUCUCACUGCAUGCGGGUUGGGGUGGCCGUGCCGCUGUCGGGCACCGUGUCCAGGCUGCGGCAAGCUGUGGCUCAGGAGACCAAGAUCCCUGCCCAACAGAUCGUCCUCACUGAGAUGUACUUCGAUGGCUUUCACCGCUCCUUCUGCGACGACGACGAAGACCUGGAGAUCAUUCAGGAGAGCGACUCCAUCUUCGCUUUCGAGACGCCUGAGCUGUUCAGGCCGGAGCAGAUCCGGUCCAAACGGGGCGGGACCAUAUCAGGGAGCCCACAUGCAAACCUCAAUCAGAACAACCUGAAGUACGCAACCGACAACAACAGGAUCUCCGGUCAGAUCCCAGAGCCCAGCACGCCGCCUCAGAGCCCCAACAAGAACAGCGACCAGGCGGAGAAGAUUGUGCUUCUGGUGUGCAACCGGGCCUGCGCCGGACAGCAGGGGCGCAGGUUUGGGAAUCCCUUUAUCCUCUACUUGGAGCGCACAGUGACAUGGGACACGCUGCAGACAGAAAUUCUGGAGAAGAUGCGGCAUCUUUUGCGUCCUGGAGCCAUUGUUCAAGUGGGGCCCUUCACUUUGCGUGUGGUGGGAGUGGUGGGAAUCACAUACCUCCUGCCUCAAGAGGAGCAGCCGCUCUGCCAUCCCUCUGUGGAGAGGGCUUUCAAGUCCUGCGGCCCAGGUGGUCCACCUCAUGUCAAGAUUGUUGUCGAAUGGGACAAGGAGACAAAAGACUAUCUGUUCAAGAGGACGGAGGACGAGUACAUCCCGGAUGCGGAGAGCGUGCGUCAGGCGAAGGAGCAGCAUCUGCAGCCGCAGACCUGUUCGCUGGCCCAGUGCUUACAGUUGUACACCAAAGAGGAGCAGCUUGCCCCGGAUGAUGCGUGGAGAUGUCCACACUGCAAGCAGCUCCAGCAGGGCAGCAUCAAGCUGAGCCUGUGGACGCUGCCAGACAUCCUCAUACUUCACCUGAAGCGCUUCAGACAGGAUGGAGAUCGGCGCGUGAAGAUGCAGAACAUGGUGAAGUUCCCUCUCACAGGCAUGGACAUGGCGCCGCACAUGGUGAAGAGGAGCCAGAGCAGCUGGAGUCUCCCGUCCCACUGGUCGCCGUGGAGACGGCCCUACGGCAUGGGCCGGGACCCUGAGGACUACCUGUACGACCUGUAUGCCGUGUGCAACCAUCACGGCACCAUGCAGGGGGGGCACUACACAGCUUACUGUAAGAACUCCAUCGACGGCCAGUGGUACUGCUUCGACGACAGUGACGUUCAUCCCAUUUCUGAAGACGAUGUGUGCAAACAGACGGGUUACAUCCUGUUUUAUCAAAGACGAGCAACCAUCCCGUCCUGGUCUGCCAACAGCUCAGUUGGAGGCUCCACCAGCUCCUCUCUGUGUGAGCACUGGAUCAGUCGGCUGAUGGGAAGCCGUCCUCCCAGCCAGGCCUCGUCUGGCUCCUCAAGACGCACCUCUCUGGCGUCUCUGUCCGAGUCCGCCGAAUUCGCCGGGGAACGGAGCGAGGACGACGGCCUUUCGACCCGACCAGCCGUCAGAGGCAUGCAGAGGCAAACAUUCACGUCACGAUCGUCUAUUGCCAGCCCUCUUGUUCUGAGUGAAAAUGGCACAAAGCCAUCCUGGUCUCACUCAGCCAAGCUCCAGCUCCGCUCCAACUCUCCCUCACGUUUCUCCCUGGAGUCUCAUUCCUCUCCGACUCUGGAGCGGAUUGGAGAGGUGGUUGAUAUCCAGCCGACAGCCCCGAGUUUCACCGGUUCACCUAAACCAGAGAAAAUGCCUGGAGGGAAAUCGGCCCUCGCUGCUUUGGACACUAAUGUGGGAACUAAGCGGCUAAUAGAGCAGGGGCGCUUCAAGUCUGUGGUACAGGCAGAGCAGAGGAGCUUGAACCCAACAGGGGAAAACAAUAACGCGGAGCAGGUUAGUCCUCGACAUGGAAUAGACCCAAAGGAGGUGAAGCAAAGAAACGGGAGUGCAGAAAGUGUUGGCAUCAAAAGGACCUCAGGCAAGACCGGGUUGGACGGUGAAAGAAGUCCCAGGAAACGGCCUCCCACUUCCUCAACGUCCUCCAGCUUCCUUUCCCCUGCGUCUCCAGCCAUCGACAAGUCGCCGUCUCGAAUGCAGUCCAAGAGCGCAGCAUCUGCGUCGAACCCCAAGGACAAAAGCUCUGCACCGCCUAAAACAAGCAAGGGAGGUUCCUCAAGAACAGCGACGCCUUCCAAGAAAACAUCUUCCCAGACCACAGAGUCAUUACAUCCUGAAGCGCAGCAGAGGAAGAGCGGCUCUCCGCAGACUUCACAGCCCCAAAAGAGGGCGUCAAAUAGAGAGGGGAGCGAGAAAACCUCAGCUGGGGAAAGGACUAGAGCAGCAGACAGGAGCACUAGUCGGGAGUCUUCGCGGGCGAGCGCCGUGUCGGAUCGGAAGGUCAGCCAUGGGGGGGCUUCCUCCAGGCUGAGUGCGGUGAGUCGAGCUGAAGGCAGGUCAGGUAGAGCUGUGGAGGAGAGGCCAGCGGGCCGGAGCUCCAGCAGCAGCUCCUCUAUGACUAGUCUCCGAUCCUCAAGUGUUGGUGUUUCCUCCACCAGUUCAGCUCCGUCAUCAAGGGGACUGCGAGGGACCAGCAAGACGGAAGACAAAGGUCUGUCCUUCUUCAAAACCGCUCUGAGGCCCAAGGAGAACCGCAAACCAGGUGAGAGCGGGAAAUCGGACGCAAAAGCAAUCCCAGAAGAAAGUGGCGGGGACACAACCCAGCGUGCAGCAAGCAAGAAAGUUCAGAAUGCGGGUUCAGAACUGCACAGUUCAGCCAAAGAUAAGGAAUCCUCUAAAGUAUCCGGUGCAGCUAAAAACUCUCUGCUGCCCUCUGCAAAAUCCAAGCUCCCCGAAGCACAAACCUCGUCUCCAGCCGCCAUGAAGGACCCGGCGAAGAAAGAGCCGAAUAAAAAGACACUGCAGUCCAGGAAGAUCCCAAUCAAUUCCUCACAAACUAGCCAGAGGUCCAAGUGAUUCCUUAAAAGUCUGAUAAGAAUCUUUCUGGUGCAGCUUUGAGGAGUUUUUCUUUCCUUGCCCUUCGACAAACAUCUUUUAAAACUUUUCAGCGCUCACUGAAUACCAGCUGCCGUAGAGGAUGCGUACCUGAAAAUUUAUUUAGGAAUGGAUUUUAAACUAAAGCACUUUGUAUGGAUUGCAAUGAUUUUAAAUAAUGUUAUAGUGUAUUGUAAAUAUGCAUGGACAUGUAUGGAAAUGAUUGCCUUGUUCUGUCUGUAGCACUGUUGGAAGUGAAAAGUGACUUUGCACACGAUGGGAAGCAGACACAACGGCCGAGACAUGUUCGCCACCAAAGGAGGUUUAUGGAGAUUUUCAACAUGCUGACGCAGUGAAUAAUUUUCUGAAAUCACUUUGUACUGCUCUCCUUCAGUAUCGAGAGCCAUACAUCAACAACAGACAUCAGUGCCUCAGAUAAUCAGUAGAAAUAUUUACCCAAAAACGUUUAACUUGCAGAAAUUUGUAAUUGAAUAUAUUAAUAUAACAGCACUGAACCUGUAAUUUUAAGUAAAAACACAACCAAGCCUAUUUAACCUGAACUACUGUUUACAUAUGCUCUGCAGCAGCCUUUAAGAUGCGUUUUAUUUUUCCGUCCAGCCAAAAAUCGUUGGGAGGCCGAGAAGAGGCGCCACAGACGUUGACCAAUCAGAAAGCUGGGUUUGCAGCGGCUCUUAGUGCUUUGUUUACAGGUGGUAACCAGUAAGUAGGGCUGGGCGAUACAGCUUAAAAAUACCCAAUUAUUUUAAUUCCAGAUACAAUUUCCAUAAAAUUUAAAAAGAGACAGAAAACAUUUUCAUAAAGUGGCUUUUAUUUCAGUCAUCCCUUCUAUGAGUUGUACGACGGCAAAUUAGAGCGAGUCUGAGAAUUUUUGCUUAAUCAUGAGAAUAUAGUCAUAAUAUUAGAAAUAUAAAGAAGCAAUUUUGCUAGAAGAACAUCAAAAAUAUGAGAAAAAGUUGUUUUAAUAAGAAAAAAAACCUUUUUUUUCCCAUACUGGAUGUGAUUUUAAUGGAUUUUUUUUCUCGCUUUAUUUUCUAAAAAAGACAGAAAACAUUUUCAAAAAUUGCUUUUUAUUUCAGUAAUCCCUUCUGUGAAUUUUACGACAGAGUAUUAGGAACAGGCUGCAAAAGUUUUGUUUAAUUACAAAAACAAUAUUAACAAUAUAAAGAAGCAAUUUUGCUAGAAAAACGUCUUAAAAAUCUGAGAAAAAAGUUGUUACAGUAAGAAAAAGCUUAGAAUGUUUUUUGUGUUGGAGUUCUCAUAAAAUUACAAUAUUGUAAUAUUAUGACUUUAUUCUGGUAAUGAAAAGAGAAAAAGAAAAUCUGAGCCUGGCCGUUAUAUUUUAUCUUAGACUUGACGAUAAAUUCAAAGUCCAAAUAAAUAGAAGUCGUCAAACAAAAUGGCCGCUAACAUUACUCUUAACGAUGGAUUCCCAAGGAAGGCAUUGGUGGGAAAAAACAUAGAUUUUCCAAAAAUUAAAUCCUCUAAAAACCUAAAACUUGAUGAACGGACAGAAUGUAUUCAUCGCCCAGCUCUACCUGUUUCUGCUCAGACAUCUCAUCUGUUUCCACCUCUGCUGGCUGCUGAAACUGACCUGAGAUGCCCAUGAUUGACAUGAGCAUCCGCCUUUACAAACUGCCAGACAUCUCCGAACAUUCCUCUCAGAUCAACACAGGGUUAAUGUAAAGAACAACCACAAAAAAAAAAAAUCAACACCACCUCACGCGACAGAACAACACAUCCAAAGACAGCUGGGACGUCUCUGCUGAACACCAUAACUGUACAUAGAGCGAGCGCUAUGGUGUGUUUUAGUCAGCACAUCCUCUGUCUUCAUCACAGCUUGUGCACAUUUUUAGCUUGAGAGUAGCUCAGAACCACCAUGUUAACAGAGAAGAGUUCAUAGUUCUCCAAGUGUAUGGCAGUUGUUGCAUGACCUAUUGCUUAUGCAUGCACCCAACUAUGCAAGCAGAUUCACUGAGUAUGUAGAAGUGCUACUCUUGGAUGUGUAUUUUACUUUGUAAAUGUAGAGUUCUGAGAGCAUGUGAAGGCAUCCUCUAUUAAAGCUUUGUUUGCACAUUCCUCCAAAGUAAAACACGUUUUUGUAUGAAUGAUAAGUAUUGCUCAUUCGCCCUCUCAAAGUAAAUCGGCUCACAUGCAAAUGAA
Xiphophorus couchianus (Monterrey platyfish) is the source of this 6852-nucleotide messenger RNA. RefSeq names its product ubiquitin carboxyl-terminal hydrolase 31-like. NCBI's taxonomy places the organism in Eukaryota, Metazoa, Chordata, Actinopteri, Cyprinodontiformes, Poeciliidae. The transcript is spliced from 16 exons. Gene Ontology annotation, biological process: protein deubiquitination. The record is from RefSeq and is a predicted model, not a curated record. The coding region runs from base 754 to 4653 and encodes 1299 amino acids. Gene Ontology annotation, molecular function: cysteine-type deubiquitinase activity.